UUCAUCACGGCAUUCUGGCUCGCGAGUGCGGCUCACGCCGCCGAGCUCACUGGCAUGUCAGACGCAAAAAUCGGCGCGCCCACCAUCCUGUCGCUCGACAGCCCAACCACGCGGUGGACGGCGUCGACCGGCGGCGCUUCGCCGCCGGCUGGCUGCGGCUUUACUCGCGUACAGCCCAGCCCGGUUUCAGCGGUGGUGCUCGCGAGCGGCCGAGUCGAGGGCGUGCGGACGCGCGAAGCGUGCUGCGAGCGCUGCUGGGCCGAGGCGCUCUGCGUCUCGUCGCUUCACGACGCCGGUGCGGCGCUCUGCUUGCUGCAGACCUCGCCGGAGAGCGGCGCCGCCACGGUGCUGGCGGCCGAGGUUGACGAGGCGUGGACGCGGUGCGAGCCGAAGCGGGCCGACGGCCCGCCGCUCUCCCUCCAGAUCGACGCCUCCGUGCCUGGCGACCUGCUCACCGACCUGCAGCGCGCCGGCGUGAUUGGCGACCCGCUCCGCGAGAAGAACUGGCUCAACUCGUCGCUGUGGAACCACCACACGUGGACGUACACCGCGAGUAUCAGCACCGCACAGCUCGGCUCUCGCCUCGGCCGGCCCGGCUCUCGCCUCCUCCUCGUCUUCGACGGAAUCAAGAUGGGCGCCACGGUCGAGCUCGACGGCGCUCGUCUCGGCGUCGCCGCAGACCAGUUCUUGCGGUACUCGUUCGACGUCUCGGACCUCGCGGUGGGAGCGCCGCGCACGCACACGCUGGCGGUCAGCUUCGACCCGGCCAUUCACGUCGACGGCCGCUUCGCCGCGUGCACCGGCGGCUGGGACUGGGCGCCGUACUCGCACGCGUACCUCGACGGCGCGCACACCAUGUCCAAGGGGAUCUGGAAGUCGGUCUACCUCGCCGCCGUGCCUCCCUCGAGCGCGGCGAUCCUGCACGCAGUGCCCCAGAUCUUCUACCGCGGCGACUACCCGACGGCGCGGCUCGAGGAGGGCGGGCACGCCGGCUUCCGCGAGGGCGGGCACGCCGGCUUCCGCGUGGCGGUGGUCGUCCACUUCGAGGCGGCGACGCCCCUGCGCGGCACGCUGCGUCUCGCGACAGAGUGGGGCCCUCCCUGUGCGCUCCCGCUCUCCCUCCCCGCCGGCGCCUCCAACGCCACAAUCGAGGCGGCGGCGCGGGCGAGCGAAGUGCGCCUCUGGUGGCCGAACGGGCUCGGCGGCCAGCCGCUCUACCGCGGCUCGCCCGUCACUGUGAACCGGACGGUUGGCUUCCGGUACGUCGCCCUCGUCACCGGCAACGACACCGACCCCUCCUUCGUCGCGCGGGCGAGCGGGCGCGAGGGGAGCGGCUCGCACGGCGCGCCGCUCACCGUCAUCCCGACGGACGAGCUUGAGGGGCGCUGGUCGGCGGCGGCGCACGCAGAGAUGGUCUCGUCGGCGGCGGCGGCGCGCUUCAACAUGCUGCGCGUGUGGGGCGGCGGCGCCUUCCUACCCGACGCGUUUUACGACGCGUGCGACGCACGCGGCUUGCUCGUGUACCACGACAUGCAGUACGCCCAGUCGGGCCAUUCGCCAAAGGCCACCCCUGCGCGGGAGGCGGAGCUGAGGCGAGCGGCGACCGCGACGCAGGAGGCGGAGCUGAGGCACGCGGUGCGCCGCCUCGCGAGCCACCCGUCGAUCGCGGUGUGGGACGGGUGCAACGAGUGCCAGGUGGUGAUGGGGACGCCCACCGGUGUGUACGCCACAUUCGUGAUGACCGUGGUGGCGAGCGAGGACGCGUCGCGUGCGGUGUGGCCCUCGUGCCCCGCCGCGGGCUGGAGCAGCGGCGUGCGGCUGCUCGACGCGCUCCCAACCGGCCGCCCCCUCGUCACGCCGAAGUCGCGCUCGCGCAUCGAGACGCACGGCCCCUACCAGCACGGCAGCGGCUUCGCCGCCGUCAACGGGGCCUCGCGCCUCGCUCUCUUCCCGCCCAACCUGCCGAUCAAGCUGCCGGACGCGGCGCCCACCGGCCCGGCGCACCCGAACGUGUUUGCCUCCGAGUUUGGCGCGGUCGCCAUGUCCUCUUUCGAGUCGAUGGCUCCGACGCUCGCGCCCAAGCACUGGGGCCUCCACGCGGGCCAGCGCAGCGACAACUGCAGCGGCGGCUUCGAGCGGCGGUGCGAGGGGGAGAAUGUGAUGGCGGAGCGCAACUACCCGUGCGACAACAUGAUCGAGGUCUACUUUGGACGCGCGCCGGCGGGCUACCUCGACGCCACCGGCGAGGCGGUCUUCCGGCGGCAGCUCUACCAGUGCCUCCUCGCCCAGGCGCGCCGCCGCCCGGACCACCGCGUGCCCGCCAGACGGACUCGCCGGGCCGCGCCGCGUCAGCGCGCGCGCCCGCUGCAGGCGCUCAACGUCAAGUCCAACAUCGAGGCGCGCCGCGCGAGGAACGAGCUCGGCAUCCUGGUGUGGCAGCUCAACGAGAUCUGGCCGACGGGCGGCUGGGGCUCGCUCGAGUACGGCACCCCGGUCGCGGGCCAGGUGCUCGGCGGGCGGUGGAAGCCACUGCACUACCUGUACGCGCGCUCCGUCUUUGCGGACGUGGUCGCGGUGUGCGGCGAGGGCGGCGCCUGCUACGUCAAAAACGACGGGCCGCGCCCCGUCGCCGGCCGCAUCGCCGUCCGCGCGCUGGAGUUUGCCAGCGGUGUCGUCACCCCCUUGGCCGCAGUCGCCGUCGCGCUUCCCGCGGGCGCCGGCGCGAGCGCCCGCUUCGAGAUUGACCUGAGCGCGUUCGACGGCUCGACGCACCUCCUCAUUGCGGAGUGCAUCGACGACUCGGGCGCCGUCCUGUCGACCAACGAGAUGCUCUUUGCGCCCCCGAGCCAGCUGCAGCUGCCGACGGCGGUGGUGAGCGCCGGCGUCGCCGAGGCCCCCAACGCGGACGGCUCGAUCGACGUGGUGGUGAGCGCGAGCGCGACGGCGCUCUACGUCGUCCUGACCAGCCUGGCGCAGGGCCGCUUCAGCGACAACGCCUUUGCGCUCCCGCCGGGGACGGCCACUGUCCGCUUCCUGCCCACCGGCGCGCUCGACCGGUCGCUGCUGGUCUCCUCGCUGCGCGCGGAGCACCUGCAGGCAAACCUGAUGCCGGCGCCUGCGGCGCGCCCCUACGAGCGGCCCCGGGCACAUCUGGCGGCAUGA
This is a messenger RNA of Emiliania huxleyi CCMP1516, 3162 nucleotides long. RefSeq lists its product as hypothetical. The transcript is spliced from 11 exons. The record is from RefSeq and is a predicted model, not a curated record. Gene Ontology annotation, biological process: glycoprotein catabolic process. NCBI's taxonomy places the organism in Eukaryota, Haptophyta, Isochrysidales, Noelaerhabdaceae. The coding region runs from base 55 to 3162 and encodes 1035 amino acids. Gene Ontology annotation, molecular function: beta-mannosidase activity.